Messenger RNA from Eriocheir sinensis (Chinese mitten crab), 2111 nucleotides. RefSeq lists its product as uncharacterized. NCBI's taxonomy places the organism in Eukaryota, Metazoa, Arthropoda, Malacostraca, Decapoda, Varunidae. The transcript has a single exon. The record is from RefSeq and is a predicted model, not a curated record. The coding region runs from base 1018 to 1794 and encodes 258 amino acids.
CAAGAGCAAGAGCUACCAGUUACCGCUGCCGCCUGGCCUGACCGCCUGAGCCUGCUGCUGCUGGGCUCUCCACAGCUCGGUUUAUUGCCUUCACCCACGCUGCUGGACUCUUUGAUACGGUUUUCCACCUGUUCCUUCAUCAGUGGGGAUCCUCGAAGCCGAUCAUCGGGGUUGUCCGAAUGACUGAUCCCCACUAAUCACGUAGCCGGUAGCCCGCGCUCAGCCGCCGCGCACCGUUGCCGCGCCUACAGGUAACCGUGCACCGCGUCUGCAGGUUCCAGCCCUCGCUACAGGUUAUGUCUUCGCCCCCAGCCGCUGUGACCUCGCUAGUGUACCUCGGGCCGGCUACCACCCUGUCACUACUAAAGCCGACGCCUGCCUUCACCAGAGCUCCUGCCGCAGCCCCGCCACUCGCGGCUGCCGCCCACGCUCACCAGAGCUCCAGCCACCACGCACACUGACUUCUGCAGGCAGCCCCAUCAACCCCACAGCUGCUGCCCACCCUCGCCACUGGACCUCUGCCUAGUCCAGCCCAGGUCACCCCCGCAGCUGCUGCCCAUCCUCGCCGUUGUACCUCUGUCUAGCCGCUGCCUUAUCACUCCCGUAGCUAUCUACUGCUUUCACCAGCCUCCUGCUACCGUGGCUCCUAGUGUCAGGGCUGAUGCCUUGUACUGUUGUGGCUUCACCACUGGCACCUUCUGACACAGGUCUCUUUAGCUGCUGCUGUGGCCCUGGGUUCAUUUGCUGGCUCUUCCUGAAGUGGCACCAGACAUACCACUGCUGCUGCCCCCAGCUUCAUAACUGGUACCUCCUGAAACAGCACCCGGUCUACCGCUGCUGUGACCCCUACUUCAUCGCCAGCACCUCCUGAAGUGGCACCUGGCUUCUCCUGCCAGUGCCUCCUUACGUGACUUGGCCCCUAUAGUGCCUCCUUACGUGACUUGGCCCCUAUAGUGCCUCCUUACGUGACUUGGCCCCUAUAGUGCCUGCUGACCCUGCCCUAACACCUCCUCCAGGAUGUCGGUUGAGGUUACACAGGGUGUGGCCAGCUUCUGUGCCCCCACUUUCGUCAGUCACAAUCCGACAGUCUGGUUCACCAUCCUGGAGUGCAACUUUAAGAUCCACUGCAUAACCUCCAGCCUCAAGAAGUUUUGUCAUGCCACCUCUCUCCUGCCCUUUGAUGUCCUCUCGCAGGUCUCAAAUGCCAUCUUUAAUGCUUCCACCUCCGACUCUCCGUAUGAAGACCUUAAGACAGCCAUUUUAUCCCACCAUGAGGCUUCACUCACCAUUCUCUUUCAAAUGUUAUCGAAGGAGGAGCUUGGCAACGAAAAACCGUCUGACCUGUUACGACGCAUGAAGAGGUUGCUCGGGGACAAAUACGAGUCCUUCGACAAGGAGAGGUUCAGCCGCCUCUUCUACCAACGGCUGCCGCUUGACAUCCAGCAAAGCCUCUUCAGUGUCAAGGGCAAAAUUCCAUUGGAUGACCUGGCUAAGCUGGCAGAUGACUUCAUGGCCUCCAUCCCAGCUGCACCCCAACCAACAGCCUCAGACAUCAGUGACAAGAUUCAACAACUCACUGCUUUCAUCUCCCAGCUGGCUCUGAAGGUCAAUGCCCUUGAGGAGCAGCUCCACAACCAUAAAUGCCAACGCUCCUUAUCACCCUGGCACCACCACCAUCGCUCCAGAUCUAGGAGCAGCCCCAGACACAGCCCUGUUGUCUGCUACUACCACAAAAGGUUUGGCCAGGAUGCCCGUCAUUGCACGAAGCCAUGCACUUUUCAGGACUUGGCUUAAGUGACCACUGGAAUCAUCCCAUUUUCUAUCUUUCCUCAUACAAGUCACCCAUGAAACAUUCUCUCUGUGUUUGCUUGCAUCUCUGAGUGCAAACUAUUCUACUCUUUGUAUUUUGAAUUCAUCACUACGUCAUCCUAUCAAACUAGAAGUUACUUUAACUGUAAUAUACUUCAACAUAAUAGUAACAUGUAUUAAAACAAUCACAAUGUCAACACAGUAAUACUCAGCAGUCAGUAUAAAUUCUACAGCUCAUCCACAUUUCAGUUUUAAGAGUUAGUAUAUAGCUCCACUAAUAAAAGUCAGUCAGUUUACAAAGA